AUGAUCUCGCGAUGUUCUUCAACAAUUGUGAGCCUUGAAAAUCAACACGUUUCAUGUCCUCGUAUUCCAUCAACUGUCCUCAAGACAUUCAAUCUUAGUGAAGCCUUAUAUAUUCAGUUGGCGAUUAAUAUAUUGGUUAAUACAAGCGUGACAUAUUUUAUGAUUACAUUUGGUGGUAAGGCUCAUGAAAUCGUGGAUCAGAUGACAGAAUUCGUAUCUUCUCCAGCAGCAUCACAAAAUGCCACGAUUACGUGA
Messenger RNA from Dentiscutata erythropus, 255 nucleotides. The record is from the annotation of a GenBank genome assembly. NCBI's taxonomy places the organism in Eukaryota, Fungi, Glomeromycota, Glomeromycetes, Diversisporales, Gigasporaceae.